CCUGGCGGCGGUUUGAGGUCCCCGCGCUUGGGAUGGAGCAGCUAGGCGAACUGGAGCUGCUGAUGGAGAAGAGUUUUGGGGAGGAGACUACGCUGCCUGCAGACUUAUUUCAGAAGAAAGUGGUAUCUUCAUUUCCUAAAACCGUGCUGACCCAAGGAAUGGAUAACCGGUACUUGGUGUUAGCAGUGGAUGUUGUACAGAAUGAAGAGGGAAACCAUGAAAAGCAACUAAUCAUCACUGCUUCCCAGUCACUGGAAUAUAAAGAACGAUGCAUCCUUAGGAAUGACUGGUGUUCUAUACCAGUAGAGCCAGGAGAUAUCAUUCAUUUGGAGGGAGACUGUACAUCUGGUACUUGGAUAAUAGAUGAACAUUUUGGAUAUUUGAUUCUUUAUCCAGACAUGCUGUUUUCUGGCACAAGCAUAGCCAGUAGUAUUCGAUGUAUGAGAAGAGCUAUCCUGAGUGAAACUUUCAGGAGCUCUGAUCCAGCCACACGGCAAAUGCUAAUUGGUACAGUUCUUCAUGAGGUAUUUCAAAAAGCAAUAAGUGACAGCUUUGCCCCAGAAAAGCUACAAGAACUUGCUUUUCAAACUAUUCAAGAAACAAAGCAUUUGAAGGAAAUGUACCGCUUAAAUCUGAAUCAAGAUGAAAUCAAACAAGAAAUAGAGGAAUAUCUUCCUUCAUUUUCUAAAUGGGCUGGAGAUUUCAUGCAUAAGGACACUUCAGCUGAUUUCCCUCAGAUUCAGCUCUCUCUGCCAACUAAUGGUAGUAAGAAUAACUCCACAUGUAACAUCGAAGUAGUAAACUCAGUGGAUAUUGAAGAAAGCAUUUGGUCCCCUAGGUUUGGAUUGAAGGGCAAAAUAGAUGUUACAGUUGGUGUGAAAAUACAUCAGGGGUCUAAAACAAAAUAUAAAGUAAUGCCACUGGAACUUAAAACUGGCAAGGAGUCAAAUUCUAUUGAACACCGCAGUCAGGUCAUUCUGUAUACUCUCCUUUGCCAAGAGAGAAGAGCUGAUCCAGAGGCCGGCUGGCUUCUCUACCUCAAGACUGGUCAGAUGUACUUUGUGCCUGCAAACCAUCUAGAUAAAAGAGAAUUAUUAAAGCUAAGAAACCAAAUGGCAUUCUUUUCGUUUCACCGUAUUAGUAAAUCUGUUUCUGGACAGAAAACACAGCUUGCGUCUUUGCCACAAAUAAUCGAGGAAGAAAAAACGUGUAAAUAUUGUUCACAAAUGGGUAACUGUGCUCUUUAUAGCAGAGCAAUUGAACAACAGAUGGAGCAUAAUUCAGUUCCAGUUGUCAUGCUGCCUAAAAUAAAAGAGGAAACCCAGCAUCUGAAGCUUACGCACUUAGAAUAUUUUAGCCUUUGGUGUCUAAUGUUAACCCUGGAGUCACAAUCGAAGGAUAACAAAAAGAACUACCAAAAUAUCUGGUUAAUGCCUACUUCAAAAAUGGAAGAGAGUGGCAACUGCAUUGGAAACCUGAUCAGAACAAAAAACGUAAAGGCAAUUGGUAAUGGACAAUAUUUACAUCAUUUCCAACGUAAAAAUGGUUCCAUCCCUGUCACAAAUCUAAUGGCAGGUGACAGAAUUAUUUUAAGUGGAGAAGAGAGAACACUGUUUGCUUUGUCCAGGGGAUAUGUGAAGGGGAUUACCAUGACGACAGUAACCUGUUUAUUAGACAGGAAUUUGUCGGUACUCCCAGAAUCAACUUUGCUCAGAUUAGACCAGGAAGAGAAAAACUGUGAUAUAGACACCCCAUUAGGGAAUCUUUCUAAAUUGAUGGAAAACACAAAUGUCAGCAAAAAGCUUCGAGAUUUAAUUAUUGACUUGCAGGAACCACAGUUUAUACCCUAUCUCAGUUCUGUUCUUCCACAUAACGCAAAGGAUACUGUUGCCUGUAUUCUAAAGGGUUUGAAUAAGCCUCAGAGACAAGCAAUGAAAAAGGUACUUCUUUCAAAAGACUACACACUCAUCGUUGGCAUGCCUGGAACGGGAAAAACAACUACAAUAUGUACUCUCGUAAGAAUCCUUUAUGCCUGUGGUUUUAGUGUUUUAUUGACGAGCUAUACACACUCGGCGGUUGACAAUAUUCUGUUGAAGUUAGCUAAGUUUAAAAUAGGAUUUUUGCGUUUGGGUCAGACUCAUAAGGUUCAUCCAGAUAUCCAGAAAUUUACAGAGGAAGAAAUUUGCAGAUCAAAGUCCAUUAAAUCCUUAGCUCUUCUAGAAGAACUAUAUAAUAGUCAACUUAUAGUCGCAACAACAUGUAUGGGAAUAAAUCAUCCAGUAUUUUCCCGUAAAACUUUUGAUUUCUGUAUUGUGGAUGAAGCCUCUCAAAUUAGCCAGCCAGUUUGCCUGGGACCACUUUUUUUUUCUCGGAGAUUUGUGUUGGUGGGGGAUCAUCAGCAGCUUCCUCCCCUGGUGCUAAACCAAGAAGCAAGAGCUCUUGGCAUGACUGAAAGCUUGUUCAAGAGGCUGGAGCAGAAUAAGAAUGCUGUUGUGCAGUUAACUGUGCAGUACAGAAUGAACAGUAAAAUUAUGUCCUUAAGUAAUAAGCUGACCUAUGAGGGAAAGCUGGAGUGUGGAUCAGAGAAAGUAGCCAAUGCAGUGAUAAUCCUCCCUAACUUUAAAGAUGUGAAGCUGGAACUGGAAUUCUAUGCUGAUUAUUCCGAUAAUCCUUGGCUGAUUAAAGUACUUGAACCAAACAAUCCUGUUUGUUUUCUUAAUACAGACAAGGUUCCAGCACCAGAACAAGUUGAAAAAAGUGGUGUGAGCAAUAUAACAGAAGCCAGACUCAUAGUUUUCCUGACCUCAGUUUUUAUUAAGGUAAUUAAAAAUUUUCAAGGCUGA
This is a messenger RNA of Otolemur garnettii (small-eared galago), 2843 nucleotides long. RefSeq names its product DNA replication helicase/nuclease 2 (gene DNA2). NCBI's taxonomy places the organism in Eukaryota, Metazoa, Chordata, Mammalia, Primates, Galagidae. Bases 33 to 2843 code for a protein of 936 amino acids. Gene Ontology annotation, cellular component: cytoplasm. The record is from RefSeq and is a predicted model, not a curated record. The transcript has 18 exons. Gene Ontology annotation, molecular function: 5'-flap endonuclease activity; single-stranded DNA helicase activity. Gene Ontology annotation, biological process: replication fork reversal.